CGACGAAAUUAAGAAAAUGAAAUUUAAUUUUUAAAUGAAAUAACGUCAUAAUAUCUACAUAUAAACUGUGAAAUAGCACGAGGUACGCAAGACCAGUUUUAUUCAAGGACAAUGACGCAUUGAAGACACGUAGAGUAGACUUCCAGAGGUAGUCUCAUAAACGAGGUCGUACAGUUAACAUCCACUCUCUAAUAUUAUUAUGUAUAUAUUAUAAUCAAAUAAUUUUUACAGUUAAACUUGAGCGCAGUAUACUUUACAACUUAAAAAUAGAAAUUUAUUUAGUAUCAAUUAAAACAAUUAUGGAAACUCUAGAAAAAUUUUAUAAAGUUACUGCUCAUCAGGAGUACGAAAAAAAUCCAAAAUUAACAGUUAAAGACGUACAAGAACUUCUGACGUGGAGUAACGAAAAUAUAAAUUUACACGGAAAAAUGAUUGAAUAUGCAAAAAAAGUAAUAUGUCAAUGCUACACUUUACGAGCUAAGAAAUGCCUUCCAUACUUUUCAGCAAGAGAUCCAGCACACCCUUUUAAUCAAAGACAAUUGGAUGUUGUUAAUAUUAACAUUAUUCCGGACGAAGAUACUCGCUACAGUUAUAUAUGGUCGCAGUUGAAAAUUGUCGAUUCUUCACAAUAUUAUCCAACUGUGGCGACAAAACUAACUUUUAUGGCUAUCGAACUUGACCAAAUUGAAUGUGGUACUAAACCGGGUUAUAUUAUGGUACUUGAUUCAAAUCGUUUCGGCCUAAGUCACGCAUUGCGAUAUUCCCUAUCUAACGCAAGGAAUUUAAUGACAUACGUCCAGGAGGGUACGUCUUUCAUAAUUGAUAAAAUAUUCGUUCUUAACGUCACUUCAGGAACUGAAAGAGUAUUCUCAACAAUGAAACCAUUUAUGAGCUCUUCGUUAAUAAAUAAAGUUGUAAUAAAAUCAGUUUCGAAGACUAACGAGUUUAUAAAAACAUUGCCACAAAAAGUUGUACCAAAGGAUUAUGGUGGUCUUGCGCCUGAUAUGGGUGAAACUAAUGAACUUUUGAAGAAAAAACUAUUGGAAAAUCGUGAUUAUUUUUUGGAAGAAGAAAAAUUUAGAAAUGGUCAUGUCAAAGACGAAGUAGAUACAACAAUUGAUAGUAAUGAUAAAGAUGAUAUAAGUUCAUUUAAAAACUUAAGCAUUGAUUAAACUUAUUUUACUACUUAUAAAAAACUGUAUUGUUAAAUUUAAUUUAUAAUUU
Molecule: messenger RNA, 1224 nt
Organism: Sipha flava (yellow sugarcane aphid)
Lineage: Eukaryota; Metazoa; Arthropoda; Insecta; Hemiptera; Aphididae
Product: alpha-tocopherol transfer protein-like
Exons: 7
Coding region: 300-1172 (290 amino acids)
Cellular component (GO): membrane
Molecular function (GO): phosphatidylinositol bisphosphate binding
Source: RefSeq, a predicted model, not a curated record